Molecule: messenger RNA, 550 nt
Organism: Hibiscus syriacus
Lineage: Eukaryota; Viridiplantae; Streptophyta; Magnoliopsida; Malvales; Malvaceae
Product: EPIDERMAL PATTERNING FACTOR-like protein 2
Exons: 3
Coding region: 83-484 (133 amino acids)
Biological process (GO): guard cell differentiation; stomatal complex development
Source: RefSeq, a predicted model, not a curated record
CUUUCAUGUAGCUUUAGUAUUCAUAUCUUCCUUCUGCUAUUUAGUUCAUCUCCUUUUGUUAUUCUUUCCAUCAAAAACAAAAAUGGUUUGCAUACACAGUUUCUUCGUAUUUUCCCAGAGACCUAGCUUUAUUUUCCUUGUUUUUCUCAUGAUUUUAACCACAACCCAUGUGAGUUACAAAGCUGAAGGUAAACCAAAACUCACAUCUGCAAACAGCUUUUCCAAGACAAUAAAUGAAGAGAAGGCGACGUUGUUGAGAGGUCAGAUAGGUUCGAGGCCGCCACGAUGCGAAGGAAGAUGCAGUUCUUGCGGGCACUGUGAAGCCAUUCAAGUGCCAACGAGUCCCCAGAUCAGAAACGGAAACGACCAUUCUUCAACGUCUAACUCUGAUGUUGCUCUUGGAAGAAAAGGCGGAGGCUACAACUCUAAUUACAAGCCCUUGAGCUGGAAAUGCAAAUGUGGCAACUUCAUCUUCAAUCCCUGAACAUUUAUCAUAGUUUCCGGAACAGAAUCUUAGGUUGUUGAACACCUGUCUUUGAACCCUGUAAAU